Messenger RNA from Cheilinus undulatus (humphead wrasse), 1352 nucleotides. RefSeq lists its product as uncharacterized. The transcript is spliced from 2 exons. Lineage: Eukaryota; Metazoa; Chordata; Actinopteri; Labriformes; Labridae. The record is from RefSeq and is a predicted model, not a curated record. The coding region runs from base 147 to 1148 and encodes 333 amino acids.
UGUUUGUUGGAAUCAGAUCAGAUGCCUUUGUCAUUGCUGACUGAGCACUGUUGACAUUGAGGUCAGGCAUACACUGCUGACUCAGAGCUAAGCUUCUAAAGCAGCAAUCAAACACAGCUGGACUGUUUUUCACAGAGAUCAUCAAGAUGGGGAACCUGCAGUGCCCGGCUGAGGAUGCGGCCCGUAUGGCCUCUGUAGCUCGAGACGUCUGCCCUUUCCCAGACUACAACCCCAGUCCCUUUUUCAACAACAUGCUGUCCAUCAACUCUUCACGUCACCUGAGGGACCACUACAUGGCAGUCCAGUCCUCCCUGAACCCUAAACAGCUGGAGGACUUCACCCAGAACCUGAGGAGAACCUUUGGCAGGGAGGGCAGGGUCUCUUAUGGCGGGGUGGGGGUGGUGGCUCUGUCCCUGGCUGUGCUGUUUGACACCCUGGCUAAACAGGCAAGAGGAGAGUGGGUGCCGGACUCAGGACCCAUCCCAGGUUUAUUCCUCGAAGAUCCGAGAGGGUACUACCCACCACAUGUCUACACGAUCAGCGAGUACCUGAGGCUGGUUCCUUACAUUGCUAACAACCCUGACAGGAUGAGAGAGGAGACAGAGAGGUACAUCCAGCAGCUGAAAGACAAACCAGAAGAGAAACUCAAAAGUCGGUUUGGUGAAGACAUCCAUGGGGUCAACAGCGCACUUGGGGAGUUAUUUCUACACCACCUGAACACUCACCUCCUCCGAAUUACCAACUCUGCGGAAAGAGCUGAUUCUGUCCAUGAGCAGAAGACAAAGCCAGUCUCUGCGGAGGGGUCCAAUAAAACUCAAGGUGAUGCUGCUCACAUAGGAAAGGCCAGAAAGAAACGAUUGAUUCCACCUGAAAAUAUUAUGUCCUUCAGUCUCAACUGUGAUCCAGAGAGUUCCAGUAAAGACUUUCUGGAUGAGGUGCAAAAAUCAAAUGCAACACGUGCAUCUUACAUGGCAUGUUUCCCACAUAGGGGCAUUCCAAAAACAUGGAUACACUACGCUGCCAGACUGGUGUGGUUGGAUGUCAUCAACGGCAACAUGUUUGAUUUUAGACGUGAUCAAGACUUAGUGGUUGCUCAAAGAGGGGAUCUUGACCUGAAGGUCGAUGCUCUAAGAAGAUGGGAUGACUGAUUUACUGUUUCAAAUCUUCUAAUGAAGAACUAUGAAAAUACAAUAAAAAAUGUAAUUGCUCUUUUGCUGUCUUGAUAUUUUUAUAGCCAUGAAAAAAGUAGAUCUCAGCUUUAUAAUACAAAAAAUUUGUAACAAAAUAAUUAUAGAUUAUUCAUUUACUCAUUGUUUAUUCUAAAGUCAAAUAAAGAUGGAACUGUUCCCUGA